AUGGCGCGUCUGGAUUUGGACAAGCUGUUGGACGUCGCACCUGAGACUAUCGAUCCUGAGAAUGAUACAUAUGUGAACCCUUCAGACUCGGAGGCGGAGGAGGCCAGCUCCGGUGAGGAGGAGGCCGAGGCGACCGAGGCCCGACGACACUACGUCGAUAUGGGCCCUAGCCAAAUGCGUCGAAAGGCUCGCCUCACAGAAUCGGAUGCAUUGGACCAGCCGAAAUACAAGAGUAUCAAAACUUCUCGCGAAGAGAUGUUCGGCGACGAUUUUGACGACGAUGAGGAGAUCACGUCUGAAAGCGAUGACAGCCUCGAGGGGGAAGAUCUCGACGAAGAUGACAGCCUUGCUGAGGAAAAAAACGAGGGCGAGAUCGACAGCGACGAGGAAGAGGUUGAAGAGGAGGAUGGAGACGACGAUGACGACGACGAACAACAGCUUGUCGUUCCACCCAAGAAGGCCGAGAAAAAAUCUCGAGCUACACCUGCCAUGGAGGAUACGCAUAGCACAGCCGAUACCCUUGCGACGCAGCAACAAGAGUCGCAAACCUUGCUGCAGCAACUUCACGCGAAGCGAUCGCAAGACGCUAAGAAAGGGCGGCAAGUCCAAAAGCAGAUUCGCAACUGGGAGAAAGCGCUGCGCCUUCGUAUUGCUCUGCAGAAAGUUGUUACAAGCGUAGGCCGUAUGCCGUCGGCAUCACAGUGGGAUACGUACCUGGACAAGGCGCCGGAAGUGCGCGAUGAUUUGGAUGCGGCUGCUGUAGAGCUCGAAGAUCUGGCAGCGAAUUUGCAAACGAUUCGGACGCAGCUGUGGAAAACCAAUGUGCCUUCGCUGGCCAAGGAGCUAGCGACAGUGCACCCUGACGCGAGUGCUUCCAAAGCCCUGUCAACGCUGGAAUCGAUCAUCGAGCCACAACGUCGUGCUCUUCUCGCGCGCUGGUCCGCCAAGAUCGCAGCGGCGCCAGACUCUCGUGGGACUAGUGCAGCUGCACGCCUUCAACUGCGUGCUAUGAACCAAGGCGUCGUCGAGCAGAUCGAUCAAGCCCUCGCAGGCGAAGGCCUUCGUCGCCUCAUUGAUCGGACUCGUGUAUGGCGUGGCGAAGGGACAGAGCGAUUGGGCGUAGCCGCUACAGACGACGAAGACACAAGUACCAAGGUGGAUCCAGAUGUCUUUGACGAUAGCGACUUUUAUGCCCAGCUGCUGCGUGAUCUCAUCGACAAUGCCAGCAUGGUCGAGGCAGGUAUGUCAGCUACUGCCUCUGAUGCAUUGCAAUCGCGCAAGCGGAAGCGGACUGUGGAUGUCCGUGCCUCCAAAGGCCGUCGCCUGCGCUACGAUGUUAUGGAAAAGGUGCAAAGCUUUAUGCCGCCUAUUCCCAAUACAAAAUGGGACGACGCGCAAAUUGAACGUCUGUUUACGCGUUUGGCGUCUGUGGCGCCUGCUGUCGUGGAAGAGACAGUGGAGACGACAGACGAUGUACCUGUCGACGAUGGUUUCCGUUUACUGGGAUAA
This is a messenger RNA of Malassezia pachydermatis, 1509 nucleotides long. RefSeq names its product traub-domain-containing protein. Gene Ontology annotation, cellular component: nucleus; nucleolus. NCBI's taxonomy places the organism in Eukaryota, Fungi, Basidiomycota, Malasseziomycetes, Malasseziales, Malasseziaceae. The transcript is spliced from 2 exons. Gene Ontology annotation, biological process: maturation of SSU-rRNA from tricistronic rRNA transcript (SSU-rRNA, 5.8S rRNA, LSU-rRNA). The record is from RefSeq and is a predicted model, not a curated record. Bases 1 to 1509 code for a protein of 502 amino acids.